UUAAAUAUGACCAGUGAGCAGUUUCUGGUCCGAAGACCAAAGCAAUAUCGUGGUACAAACACGAGACACCUCAGUGUUCAAGAAGUUGGCAGAUUCAACGAUCUGAACCCAGAGGAGCCCAUGACGGUGUGGUCAGUGCAUUCUGGCGAUGAUACCCCCGAAUUGUGCAGAAUUCCUCAACUAGAAGCUCCCAUUCAACUGCCAAUGAGUUUGCGAACUGAAGAACCGGCUGAGCCGAGUCUGGAUUGUUCAUCAGUAGAUAAGAUCUUGAGGUGGGCUGAAGCUGUGAAUUACAAUAUGUGUGAUGUUGACAUAGUGGCUAGCAGGAGAUUGAUAAGAAAGUUAUGUCAGAUUCCCUACAAUAGAAAAGAUCCGUGGAAGGCCAAAUUAUACAAAUACAACAACACCCUGUACCUUGAGAGUGACGACACACAACUAGAUGGUCCCGUGUUUUGGCCAGAUGAUUACAGGAAGUACGGGGAGUGGGGUGUUGUGUUCGAGGACGUGAUGAGGACGGGAGGGAGAAGAACGGCCGGAUAUUCGUGUCAGGAUGUGGAUAUCAGGAUGACACGACUUGUCCAACUAGGACACCUGAAGCUACUAACCAACUCUAGGAUACCCUGUCGAUUACCCGGGGAUCACCAGGAUGUCCUGGAGAACUACGUUGAGUUAAAAACAGCCCCAGUAAUUGAAACAGAUAGGCAGCAUGUAAAUUUUGAAAGAUUCCAAACCAGGAAGUUUUGGGCUCACUGUGCUCCUCUUGGCAUAAACAAAGUCUACGUUGGAUUCAGAACAGAAGACGGAGAUCUGAAGGCAAUACAGAAAUUCACAAUGAAAGAUCUAGAAAGAAUUGCAUCAAACUACUGGCGACCAGAAUGCAUGCUGUCCUUCCUAAAGGAGCUGAUGUUUUGGUUACAAGAUAAGACAAGUAAUGGUAUGACGUAUAGUCUCAAUUAUGAUGGUCAGGGAUUUAAUGAUCCUGUGAAACUCGUUCCUGGGGAGCAAGAUGAUUUGGUGAGGAUUGUAAGGGCGACCUUUCCAGAAGAGUAAGAAGGCGCUGUUCCAGAAACUGUAUCAAAUUUCCAGAAUAUUCUACAUUUUGAUUUUAGUGUAAAACAU
Bolinopsis microptera is the source of this 1119-nucleotide messenger RNA. RefSeq lists its product as uncharacterized. Gene Ontology annotation, molecular function: mRNA 5'-diphosphatase activity. The coding region runs from base 7 to 1050 and encodes 347 amino acids. The record is from RefSeq and is a predicted model, not a curated record. The transcript has a single exon. Gene Ontology annotation, cellular component: cytosol; nucleus. NCBI's taxonomy places the organism in Eukaryota, Metazoa, Ctenophora, Tentaculata, Lobata, Bolinopsidae. Gene Ontology annotation, biological process: nuclear-transcribed mRNA catabolic process; NAD-cap decapping.